AUGGUACCGCAUGACAACGUCACGACGUCAACAUCUUACGUCUCAUUACGUGAUCAUAUAAACUAUCGACACAGUACAAGUCAAGAUGAAAGAUUGUUAUUUCCAAGAUUGUUACGUGAACAAUUAUUCAAGUCUGUUUGGUCUCUUGAGUCACUUGCUAUUCCCAUGACAUAUAUCAGUACUGGUCUAUUAUAUUCCUUCCCACAAACUAUGAUCGAGAUCUUUCCACGUUCUAUUGGAGCUUCAGAUGCUCAAUUGAACACUGUUGCUGUUGUUCGUGCUCUUCCAUGGACAUUUAAAGUAUUGCUUGGAGUGUUACCAGAUUUGUACCCAAUUUCAAACCAACGAUAUGCUCCAUAUUUAGGUCUUGGAUGUCUUCUUGCCUCCAUUUUUCACAUUUUACUUGCAAUUUAUACAGCAACAAACACAUUAACAUUAUUCUCAUUUACUUUUCUUCUCUUUGGAGCGACAAUUGGCGUCGUGAUGGCUGAUGUCAUGGCUGAUGCUUUAGUAGCACAUCGAGUGGUUCAAGGACUCCAAUAUACCAAGUCGGGACCAUUUGAUGGUUCAUACCUUCAGACAACCGUCUCUCUUUGUCGUUUUGGAAGUGAAAUAUUUGGGUAUUGGCUUGGAGCAUGUUUAAAUUACUCGGUACAAUGGGGUUACACCACAUCCAUGAUGUACCAAUUUGCAUUUCUUGCAUGUGUACCUCUCGUAAUGGUACUUCCAGCUUUAACUUAUCUUACUGAACACGAUGAACGUCCUAUGAUGUCGUUGCAAGCUCAAAUGAAAGGACUUUGGCUAAUGCUUCAACGACGAGCAACAUGGCAACCAGUAUGUUUCCUUGUUCUUGUUAAUUCAUGUUUUGUACCAAAUGCAGCAUGGGGUAAUUACCUAAAAGUUGCAUAUCAUUUUACUGGAUUUCAGUAUGGAGCUAUCAGUGGCAUAGGUGCAUGUGUCACUUUUGUGGCUAUUCAAUUGUAUCGAAGUCAAAUUGUACCUUAUUUUGAUGCACCGUGGCAUCAUGUGUUUUAUACUACAGGAAUUGUCAUUGCAUUCUUUUCUUUACUUAAUAUCUUCUUCGUCUUCCAUGUCAAUGAUCAAAUUGGACUCUCACCCUUUUGGUUUGCAAUGGGUGAUGCUGCAGGAAGUUCAUUCGCACGUGGUUUUCAGUAUCUUCCUGUAGCACAAAUGUUUGUAGCUGUAUGUCCAAUGUACCAAGAAGGUGUGGCAUUUGCAUUGCUUACAAGUAUCACGAAUGUUGCUCAAGCUAUUGCCACUACAAUUGCCAAUAUAUUGCUCACUCUCUGGCCUGUUGACCUCCAAGAUCUUGAAAAAGUGCCUCAUGAUUAUCAAGGAGUUUGGAAACUUUCAAUCCUUACUAGCAUCAUCUCAAUCAUUCCCGUAAUAUUUUUAACCACACGAUGGUUGCCAAAGGGACCUCAAGAACAACAAGAAUGGAAACACGAUUUUUCAACCACUGGAGCUGCAUUUGUACUUGUUAUUUAUGCGGGUGGCUUCCUUUGGGUCUGUAUCUCGAGUUUACUCGCAAUCUUUGCUCCAUGUCAUGUGCUUGUAGGUGGUCAUGGCUGUUAA
Molecule: messenger RNA, 1596 nt
Organism: Plasmopara halstedii
Lineage: Eukaryota; Oomycota; Peronosporomycetes; Peronosporales; Peronosporaceae
Product: Major facilitator superfamily domain, general substrate transporter
Exons: 1
Coding region: 1-1596 (531 amino acids)
Source: RefSeq, a predicted model, not a curated record